This is a messenger RNA of Anneissia japonica, 419 nucleotides long. RefSeq names its product enoyl-CoA hydratase, mitochondrial-like. The record is from RefSeq and is a predicted model, not a curated record. The annotation marks the transcript as partial. NCBI's taxonomy places the organism in Eukaryota, Metazoa, Echinodermata, Crinoidea, Comatulida, Comatulidae. Gene Ontology annotation, biological process: fatty acid beta-oxidation. The transcript is spliced from 3 exons. Gene Ontology annotation, molecular function: enoyl-CoA hydratase activity. Gene Ontology annotation, cellular component: mitochondrion.
CAUGUGAUAAAUAUUGGAAAUACAUAUCUGUGAAUUAUUUAUUCAGCUAGGAGGAGGCGCUGAGGUUGCUAUGAUGUGUGACAUGAUCUAUGCUGGCGAUAAUGCUCAGUUUGGUCAACCAGAAAUACUACUGGGCACAAUUCCAGGUGCCGGAGGUACUCAAAGACUUACCAAGGCCAUCGGCAAGUCUAAAGCCAUGGAGAUGGUAUUGACAGGGGACCGUAUCUCAGCCGAGGAAGCACAGAGAUCAGGUCUAGUAAGCAAAGUUUUCAAAAAAGAAGUUGUUCUCGAUGAAGCCAUCAAAACAGCUGAGAAGAUAGCCAGCAAUUCCAAACUAGUGGUUGCCAUGGCAAAGGAGGCGGUCAACACUUCCUUUGAGACUACACUCAGUGAGGGACUUCAUUUUGAAAAGAGGAUUU